Striga hermonthica is the source of this 1110-nucleotide messenger RNA. Lineage: Eukaryota; Viridiplantae; Streptophyta; Magnoliopsida; Lamiales; Orobanchaceae. The record is from the annotation of a GenBank genome assembly.
AUGAAUCCCCCAGCUGAUGACACUGAAUUGACACCCGAGAAGCUCGAGGAAGAAAAGGAGGGAGGGGCUUCGUUCCACUGUGACCUUUACGAUGCGGACAUUGUACACAAAAUAGCCGAGGAGUUCCUCCCUGGAUUGGCCUCUGCAUGUGUCGACAACACGACCGGAGGCCUUUUCCGGAGCCCGGCUUCCGUGGCAGUAGACAUACGAAGGGAGAUGGUCGACUAUCUUACCCAAAGGAGUGAAAAUUUUGUGGCUGAGUCCGUGGUGUUAGAAGGUGGCCCGAACAUUGAGCUUCCCGAGGACCCUUAUGAUAUAAUCUCCGACUUUAUAGACGAUUUUGCGAGUUCGAAGAGGAAUUUUUUCAGCCGGGUUUCGGGAUGGUUGCUGAGUGAAAGAAGGGAAGACAGAAUAGAUGAUUUUUCACAGGAAAUGGAGAUUGGUGGUUUUUGGUUACUUAACCGGAGGGAAUCUGUAGCUCAGACUAUUCUGAAAAAUGCAGAUUUCAAGAACAUGUAUCACUGUAGCUUGAGCUUUAAAUCUGAAGAAGAAUUGGAGGCACACAAGUUAACUUGUAAUUUCAGGACCAUAAACUGCCUGAACGAGGGGUGUAAUUUUAGGUUUAGUGCUGCUCAGAUGGAGCAACACGACCAGACGUGUCCCUUCAAGAUAAUUCAAUGUGAGCAGAACUGCUCGGAGAGUAUAAUGAGGCGCGACAUGGAUAGGCACUGUAUAACUGUGUGCCCUAUGAAGCUGGUAAAAUGCCCCUUUUAUUCAGUUGGUUGUCACUCCUCCGUUCCUCAGUGUACAAUCGAGCAGCAUCGGUCGGAGAGUCUCGAAGUUCACUUGAUAUGCAUUCUGCAGCUUUUUUACAAGGAAGCAAAAACAGAAGAUCUCAAGGAAAGAGUUGAAGAACUUACCAAGUUAGCUUCUCCUGAAAAGCUAGCAGCAGCUCGUGAUGCACGAUCCCUAACCUUUGCAGUUAAGGAUCUCGAUGCGAAGCUUGGCCCAUUAAAACUCAAGACUGCUGCAAAGAGCGACGAUGAUGAGGUCAAUGAUUUGACUGAUGAGAAGGCCGCCUCACCAAACAAAAAACUCAGUGUGGAAUAA